This is a messenger RNA of Desarmillaria tabescens, 1440 nucleotides long. RefSeq lists its product as uncharacterized. NCBI's taxonomy places the organism in Eukaryota, Fungi, Basidiomycota, Agaricomycetes, Agaricales, Physalacriaceae. The transcript is spliced from 4 exons. The record is from RefSeq and is a predicted model, not a curated record. Bases 1 to 1440 code for a protein of 479 amino acids.
AUGUUGCACAAGAUUGAGUCAUGGGUAGUGACUGGAACUCUGAUUGCCAGUCAGCCUAUUGUCCCUAUUGUCAGAGAUCACGAUGUCCAAAAGAAGAUGGUCCAGCAUCACAAUAUCAUGAGAUAUAUCAUUGGCAUUGCUUCCGCAGACAAUGAUCAACUUCAUCCCUCGGCCAGUAGCCAGUUUAUCAUCGGACCGAGAUCGGAGUGGACUCCUUAUUCCUGCACGCUAGUAUGUAAAGAUUGGUUUUACUGGGUGCAACCGGCAUGCCUUAGUGAAAUCUCUUUCAACCAUGGUGAUCAUGGUGAUCUCAGUGGUCACAUCCUUCCUGUUGUUUUUGCGGAUGGUUUUACUGCUAGCUGUCUUCCUGAUUGGGCGGCCUAUAUCACUUGUUUGACCAUACAUCUCUCCACUCUAUCGUCAUCAUCGUGUGGUAAAGAUGUUCAGACAGAGACUCUCAAAUUUAUCAAUGCCAUGUUAAACCUCAAAACCGUGAUCUUCACCGGCUCUCCUACGAACAAUUUUCCUCUGUUUCUUACCAACCUAUUACUGCAGUGCAAAAUACAGGAUUUUCGAUGGCGCAAGGACCUAGACAGCCUUCAGAUGCCUGGGGAUGGUCAAUGUGAAGCCGACAUGCUGUAUCCUCUAGCCACCGGAUUAUUGGCGUAUGGUCUACUUGAAGUGACCACACUCGAACUUUCAGGACUGAUCAAUAUUUUCACUCCUGAUAUACGCGUUAAUGCCGGUCCAUAUACUAUGGGACCCGGUAUCAUGAAACCCACCGAUGUCAGAUUAUAUUUGGUGCCAGGCACCAUGAGGUUGUUUCGUUUGGGAUUAUCCAAGGAUUUCCUUCUCGAUUUAUCCCACGUAUGGCAUCUGGACAUCACCAUAUGUUCUGCAGAUGCGGUUUUUGUCUUUGAUGCAAUCCAGGCUAUGCCGACUAUCGAGAUUCUAUGUCUGGACCUCACAGCCCUUACCAACUGUCACCUGAAAAUCUGUAAACUUCCCUGUCUGCGAAAGCUUCACUUAUGUGUAUGGGCGAAACAACUGCCUGCUGUCUCAGUGACAUUUCGAGAGCUACCUAACCGAGGUGCAGGUGUCGAAGUCACUUUGGUCUUCUUUCACUGGAAGACAAAUUUUGGGUCCCCAGAUUUUCAGCAGGCAUUACGCAGCCUUGACACUACCACUUCUGAUGUCAUUUUCCCCCUCAAGCUGUAUAUUCACUUUGGCGGUGUGACGCAUAUUCAAGGUUCCUUGGUUUUUUUUGAUGACGUUGCAGAAUAUUUGAGCACGGGCUUGAUGACAUGGAAGGAUAGUGGCAGAUUAGAACUCCUGUGGGAUAUAGAAGAAGUUCGUAUGUGGGAGAGCAUGGUGAGGAGUAUGCCUGCACCAACCUGGUGGUUAAAUUACAUUCCAUUGCAUACGUAUAUCAUACACUAA